Sinocyclocheilus anshuiensis is the source of this 617-nucleotide messenger RNA. RefSeq names its product ladderlectin-like. Lineage: Eukaryota; Metazoa; Chordata; Actinopteri; Cypriniformes; Cyprinidae. The record is from RefSeq and is a predicted model, not a curated record. Bases 13 to 501 code for a protein of 162 amino acids. The transcript has 5 exons.
GACUUUGUCAGCAUGUGGAUUUCUGCAGCAUUCCUACUUUUUGCGUUGGUUGUAAAUGGAGUCAAGUCUGAAGAAUCUUUCGGCAUUGGUCGAAAAUGCCCCAAGGGCUGGGAGAAAUUUGGAGCACAAUGUUUUAAAUAUUUCAGUGACUUAAAACCAUGGGCUGAAGCAGAGAAACAAUGUCUUAACCUCGGAGGAAACCUUGUAUCUAUCCACAGUCAACUCACUCACAAUUUCCUAAAAUCCCUUGUGAAAAAACAUGGUAAUGGCAACUCCCGUAGCUGGAUUGGUGCUCAUGAUGCAAUUAAGGAGGAUAUCUGGUUUUGGAGUGAUGGAUCAGAGUUUGAGUACAGUGACUGGCAUACUGGUGAACCAAAUAAUGGAGGAGGAAAUGAACGUUGUGUGGAAAUGGGCUAUGGAGGCGAGAAACGCUGGAAUGACGCACACUGCGAUACUCUUCUCAGUUUCAUCUGUUACAGAACAGCAAGAAUUGAUUUCUAAUCCUAGUUUUGAUUGAUAAACUAAUAUCUCAUCUGUCCAUCACCAAUUUCUAAAGUCUCCAAAUUGCUGAUUGUAACAGACAUGCUUUGAUUUUGAAUUUUAAUGUCAAUCUUUGC